Molecule: messenger RNA, 6955 nt
Organism: Anarrhichthys ocellatus (wolf-eel)
Lineage: Eukaryota; Metazoa; Chordata; Actinopteri; Perciformes; Anarhichadidae
Gene: pdzd2
Product: PDZ domain containing 2
Exons: 21
Coding region: 1-6231 (2076 amino acids)
Molecular function (GO): protein binding
Source: RefSeq, a predicted model, not a curated record
AUGCCCAUCACUCAGGACAACGCCCUCAGCAUCCUCCCACUGCUGGAGAAGUGGCACGGGGCUCAGAGCGCGAGAUCACAGCAGGACCACAACCUGAAUCGAGACAAUUCCGGCUGCAAGUCUUUUCUGUCUCUGCAGGAGGAGUCAGACGUGGGUUUUGAGCGCUUCCCUUCCACCAGUCUGCCGGACCUGGUCAGCACCUGCAAUUCCUUGUCCUCCCUAUCUCAUACUGCUCCCUCUCGCUCCCCACAGACUGACUGCAGCCCCAAUUCGCACAACCCCUACCUGUUGACUAACUUGGAGAACCUUGAAGGACAAAGUCAGGGAGAGGCACUCAAAGGAUCCUCAUGCAGCCCCACGCCGAUGAAGCUCGGCAGUCGAUCCCAGGGAGGGAGCAGUCGCCUGGAGUCAGUGGGUGAGGACGAUGAGCUGCUUGUGGAGAACGGUGUGAGCAGCUGUGAAGUGGCGGAGAAGCCUCCACCCGGUCACCGCAAACACUCCUUACCCCAACAGCUGGACACCGCUGGAGUGAGACAGGAGUAUCAGAUCAUUAAGAAAUCAGCCCGCUCCCUGAGUACCAUUCAAGUGGAGUCUCCAUGGCGACUGGCGCAGCCGUCCAUUAUCUCCAGCAUAGUGCUGAUGAAAGGCCAGGGCAAGGGCCUAGGAUUCAGUAUUGUUGGUGGGCAGGACUCGGCUCGCGGUCAGAUGGGGAUUUUUGUCAAAACCAUUUUCCCUCACGGAGCGGCGGCAGCCGACGGACGACUGAAAGAGGGGGAUGAGAUCCUGGAAGUGAACGGGGAGUCUCUCCAAGGACUCACGCACCAACAGGCCAUCCAGACCUUCAAGCAACUGAAAAAAGGUGUGGUGACGCUGACGAUCCGAACCCGCCUGCGUAGUCCCACCCUGACCCCCUGUCCGACCCCCACCCUCCUCAGCCGCUCCAGCUCGCCCAACUCCAACACCAGCGGGGGAACACCCGUCCCCUCGGGGGGUGAGGAGGCUGACGGCCACAAGGGCCCCGGUCCUGGUCCCAAAGACUGCAUCAUCAUGGAGGUCACACUUCAUAAAGAGCCCAGUGUUGGUCUCGGGAUUGGAGUUUGCUGUCUGACCCUGGAGAACGCUGCUCCUGGCAUCUACAUCCAUAGCCUGGCACUGGGAUCUGUGGCCAAGAUGGACAGCAGGCUUAGUCGUGGGGAUCAGAUACUGGAGGUGGACUCGGUCAGUCUCCGUCAUGCCGCUCUCAGCGAGGCCUAUGCCAUCCUCAGUGAAUGUGGCCCUGGACCUGUCAGUCUCAUUAUCAGCAGGCACCCUAACCCCAAGGUAUCGGAACAGGAGAUGGAUCAAAUCAUAGCUCGAUCCACACACCGCGACAAAAUGAGCAAAAACAGACCUUCGUCUCACCCCCAAGGUGUGUCCUGUAAGAGCCCCUACCCAACGCUGAAGGACAGGCAGGGAGACGGCUCCCCUUCUCUCAGCUGGACCAUGAAGAGAUUCCUUGAGCCGGCCAGUAGACAGGGGUCUCUGAGCUCAGAGACAGAGUUGUCUCAGUACUUCUCCCAGGACGUUUCCGGCCACUCCUUCUCCUCCGAGUCCGUGCUGAUGGGCUCCAAUAGCGAUGAGGCGCUCCACCAGCGGAGCUGCAGCACUUCCAUGGAUGACAACUCAUCACGGCCACUUGAAGUGGAGAGUGGCCCCGUGCUCAACGCUUCACAAGACAAGACCCCCGUUCCCCCAAAUCCCCGCAUGGAGGCAGUCUGCCAGCCCGUCGCUGUCUCUAGCCCCGCCUCCGUGCGAAGCCCGCUUCUCCGCCAGCGACGGCUGAUGUGCUUUGAGGACGAGCUCAGCGACGAGGAGGACGACCACGCCAGGAACACCGGGCUCCUCCGCAGGCCAACAAAACCGGACUCUGUUAACUUCAGCGGUGCCCAAGCAUCCGAAAUUCCCAAAUGUGAUUCAGCAGUUGUGAGUGCUACAUCGUCGUUGGAUAUAAAUGGAAACAGUGAAGACGGGGAUUUGCAGAGGUGCGGAAGCCAUGAUGGGAAAGCACCACUCUGUGGUAGUUUCUCACAGUGUGAGGAAGGUAUUGCCAAUAAGUCAGAGUCACCGGCUUCCGAGUCGCCCCUCAUGGCCAUCCGCAAAGCAGGGGGGGCAAGCGGUUUGGGCUCCGGGCCCAGCAAUUUGGCCAUCAAUAGUGAUAACUACACAAAUCCAGAGGAUGGACAGUUGGAGUCGAAGCGCUCGCCCAAGCUCGAGCAUAAAGCAGUGACGCGGGUCAAAAGUAUGAUGAGCAUCGAAGCGCCAAACCUGCCCCAGCAGCAGAAGUCCAAAGCGGAUGAACCCUCUCCAGUCUUGGGCCCGUCCCAGCCCCCUUCCCAAGCCACCCAGUGUGGAAGAAACCCCAAGAUCGCCGGUGGCUCGGUACCCCAUCAGCUCUGCAAAAAGGGAGAUGCCAGUGAGCUUGUGGGUGUCUGCACCGUCGACGCCGUGACGCUGUGGAGAAGCGAGGACGAGUCGUUCGGCCUCGACCUGGAGAUCAUGUCAUCCCCUCUGAAAGUCGUCGUCGUUGGGCUAAAGCCUGGAGGUGCAGCAGAAAGGGAAACAACGGGAAACCUGUGUCCUGGAGAUGAGAUUGUCAAAAUUGGGGAAACGUCGGUGCGCUCCUCUACUUACCAGGAAAUCUGUGAGCUCAUGCACAGCCUUCCCAUUACACUGGCCUUGGAAAUUAAGAGACCGGUUUCAGCUGUAGAUCGACUGUCCAGUUUGAUAAUGUCAUCAGGGAGCAGUGACGGAGCCACUACACUGAACCCACCCAGAUCUGUUCAGGGCACAUCUGAUGAAGGACAAGUAAUAGGUGCAAAUUCGAGAAAUUUCAACCACACAACCCAAACAGACUUUCAAUUACCCAUCACCAAUAUAGAUGAUAUUUUAUCAGAAGUAAGCCUCUGCAGUGUUACAAAUACACACAAUAAAUCCCCCUACAAAACAUUGUCUAAUGAGCCUGUAUCCUGCCAUUCAAGCCAGCAUAGAGUAACCCAGUGUGAGAAAGCUUGCCUUCAGGUUUCAAUACAGUCCGAUCCCCUGGACUGUUUCAUCUCGGAUGCAGGAAAUGAAAAAGGUGCCAUGCCCACUAUGGAGACAAACAGCUCUGCUGUUUUCAAUGGAUCACAUCCCCAAAGGCCUGAUGCUGGUUCUAAAUCUAUGUACCCCAUAGGAGAUGACAGUGAUUCAAACAGUAACUCCUCCACUGACAGCAGAGUAAUGGUCAAUACGAUGGCCGGCAGUGGUGGUAGUUUUCAUGAGCCGUCAGAUGAGGAGGAGGUGGAGUUCUGUUUGUGUGAUGCCAAGCAACCUGCUGCUGGUGAAAUCUCUCAUUUAAGCCAGUCACCGAAUGAGUCCCCAUCUUUUCAGCAUGCCAGCAGUCAAAACACAAACCUUGACCAGACCUCGCAGUGCUCUGCUGAUGUCUUACUGACAAACAAUGAAGACUCUGUUACAACAACCCAACACUUGCAGCUAUCUCAUUUAUUAGGGGUCUCCUCUCCAGUGCAGCCAUGCCAAUCUUCCAACAGUACAAUACCUGGGAAUUCUUUACAGUGCCACACUGAUAGAGCCAUCGAACCCUCUGACAAAGUUAAAGCAUGUGUGACAUCCAGUCCCCAAAGCACUUGCAGCAGCCCCUAUCCACCAGAUACACACAGUGCCACUAAGGGUACUACCACUACAAAUUUGCAUGCAGAUGCCUCGCUGACCUCAGCAUUAUUGAAGCACUUGAAUACACAAACUCCCCAUUUACCUUCAAUGGAGUCAGAGACCGCAGGUUCAAGCAUCGGCCGAUCGGAUACGAGAGUGUCAGCGUCAAUGACGAGCAAAGAAAAAGCCUUGGAGUAUAGAACUAAUUUAAACCCCCAUGCUAUCUCCGUGCUUAAGAAGAACUCUGGACUAAAACUUCUUGAUAGUAUAGACUGUCCCAUGUGGAGUAGUAACUUCAAACUCCAGAUUGAAUCUCAAAUCAGACCAAACACUAAUGCUCCCAAAUUGAAGGGCCUUAGUAUUAAGAGUAAAAACAAACCAAAGGAGGAGCUGACCGGUAGGGAAAGUCCAGUAUCCUUAAACACCAAGGCUUCCUUGAACCAGUCACCAAAAUCCACAUCAACGGCAACCACGUCCAGCUCUUUGAAGACCAAUACCCAAUGCCUUGAUUGGCCCAAAGUAAGUGACAGACUGCAAGCUACAGCUGAGCACGGGCCUUCAGGUAGCACAUCACAAACAGUGCAACUGGCCAAAGAGAUCCAUUUAAGCUCCAAAGCGCCAGCCAAAUCACAGAGCCAAUCCCACACCACUGCCACUCAGAGAACAUUUAUAGAAGUUAGACUGUCUUCCUUUUCUGGUUCUUCACCACCAGUUAUGGCACACAAAGAAACCGUGAAUUCAGAAGAAUCUAAACCCACUCAAAGAGGCACAGAUUCAGGAUUAGCCCCCAUACUGUCUCCUGCCAACUCCACGGUAGAAAAAACAAACGUCACGGUCAGUAACACAGUGUUUAAUUCUCUGGGUUCUGCUAAAGAAACUGAUUCAACCACAAGUAAUGGCUCAAAACCCAGCACUAUUGUAGAGACAAGUGAGACCCUAAAGUCCAGCACGUCCAGACUGUACAUAAAGACGAUGGAAAGGCGAAGCCUCACCAUAGAUACCUCCUUGUCAGCAGGCUACAAUCCUUUCUCUGUCCGACACAAGAUAAAGUCCUUUGAAAACCUGGCUAACUUUGACAAGCCGGUGGCUAAAAGCAGUGACAUUCAGUCUUACGCUCUGGCGUAUAGAGCCUCGCUUAACCAAAGGAUCGCCGGUUACAUGGGCUUGGUCAAUUCUAUCGACUGCCGGGCACGGCAAAGGAGUUUUAGUUCUUAUAUGGAGAAUCUGAUCCCCACCGUGCCCUGCUCACCUCUCGUCAGUAAAUCUCCAUCCAGCAUUACACUGAUCAACCUUGAGCUCCCACGUUCGAGCUACAAUGCAGCUCCCCCGAUGGAAGGCGGUCCCGGGUCUCAUGGUCUCAAAGCUCCAGAUUGGACGGCACCACAGACCCCUCAGGUGCUGUGCAAGAAACACGACAAACUUGCCCGCAGCAGGUUGCGGCAGCUCAGGGCUCUCAGCAUGCCUGAAUUGGAAAAACUAUGCACCGAGGACUUUACCAGAGACCAUGGUACGACCGCGGAUACAACUGAGCCUGGCAGCCAUGCCGCCAUACUCGAGAAAGCUACAGCGACUAAGAGCUUUCCACCUUCUGCAACCCUGACAAAAGCUGAUGUGAACAGGGACAGCGGAGGUGAUGUUGGAUCCACUGAAGAGACUCCUCGGGGAACCCCAGAACCCCACGGACAACAGCCUGGCUGGGCAAUCAGUUUAAAGGAGCUGGCUUCUUCUCCCGUCAGUCAGCGUAAGCUGCAAACCCUGCUCUCCUCCCCGAUGCUUCAGUCGUACGUGUCGGCCCUGCUUCAGGAGGCCGAGGCCCUCUCAGAGGUCAACGGUAAUACUCACCUCGUGGUCCUGAGCAAAGAGGAAGGCUCGGGGCUUGGCUUUAGUGUUGCUGGUGGAGUCGACCUUGAGCAGAAGGCAAUAACUGUCCAUCGGGUCUUCACCAAAGGGACAGCGAGCCUCGAGGGCACAAUCCAGAGAGGGGACUGCAUUUUAUCCAUAAACGGCAGCAGUCUGGGGGGGAAAACCCACGGAGAGGUGGUCUCCUGCCUCCAUCAAGCCAGGCUGUCCAGUCAAUCCUUAGUAGUCAUCUGGAGGGACGAGGACAGUGGAAUGGGCCCCUCUGACACACAUGACUCGGCCGGCCGGCCAAAGAGGACGUGUUCCGCCAGGAAGAAGUCUUCGGGCGUUGGAGCAGUGGUGGAUGUGGGUCCAGACGGUGCUUUAACGGUGGAGCUCCACAAGUCCUCUGCCGGCCUGGGUUUCAGUCUGGAAGGGGGGAAGUCCUCGUCCCACGGAGACAAGCCUCUCAUUGUGAAACGCAUCUUUAAAGGAGGCGCCGCAGAGCUGUCCGGGUUAAUCAAAGUUGCCGAUGAAGUUCUGUCCAUCAACGGCUGUUCUCUGGAGGGCCUCAUGCACCACGAUGCCUGGAAAGUCAUCAAAGCCACUGACGAAGGGCCCAACCACCUCCUCAUCCGCAAGCCGAGGAACCUGACUGUAAUGAACAAGGAAGCAGGAAGCUCCCGAGACGGACCAAUGUGAAACAGCCCUCUGAUACAGGCUGUGGACGAGCUGUAGCUUUUUCCAGCUUUUCUGAUGGACUUCAUUUGACUUUUUGUGUUUUGUCUCGUUACAUGUGUUUGUACGUAGAAAUAGGCCACAUUGGAUGGACCACCAGCUAUUGUGGUGGACAUUGCUGAAUCAUGAUUUACUUCAGAUGGGAGGUGCAGUUUGUUUACAAUAGAUUCACUUUGGAACACUAAAGAAAACUUUUUUUUUAAAAUAAAGUCAGUAUGUGAAACUAUCCAUGGCAGGUUGUGGUUAUACCAUUCAUGCUAACUUGAACAUUUUUGAACUCUCCGCUUCGGAAAUGUAACUGUCUUACAAACGAUUGAAUGUCCUCACCAACAUUUCAAACCUUUAACUCUGUUUCUCUACUUACAAAGACUUGGAGAAUGUGGAUGGAUAGGAUUGCAAAUAUUAACAUUCACAUUGAUAGAUUGAAAAGGAAUGUUUUAUCUAUGUUUCAAUUUCUACUCAAUCCAAGCAAUUUUAUGAGAGAAUGUCAUACAUUGGUUAAACACACCUAACAUGUUAAUCCUCUGGAACUACUUUCUCCACAUGAGGCGUUUAACUCUAUCAUCACAUCAUUAUAUUUCUAAUAAACAGCAGGUUGAACACAAUAUCAGCCAUGUUACAGCAGACCACCACACAGCUUCUAAAAUGGUUAUAAUGACAGUGUGCAAGUGUAAGAAAUGACCACCAG